Messenger RNA from Knipowitschia caucasica, 1245 nucleotides. Lineage: Eukaryota; Metazoa; Chordata; Actinopteri; Gobiiformes; Gobiidae. The record is from the annotation of a GenBank genome assembly.
AUGCAUCGCCUCUCUCCCCGAGAGAGCGCAAAACCCGAAUCCAGAUACCCCGUCGAUCGCGCCCGAGCUCCUGCAUCUAUAUCACCCCUCGUCUGCUAUCAACCCUCUCUCGCUCCCCCGCUGCGACACUCCCAGAGUCCGCUCAAAUACCCCGCUCGCGCUCACGAGACCCACCCUCGGCGAGGAGGCAGGCCCCCCAGAUUCCCUCUCUACCCAGAUCCUGCCGCUCGCGCCCACUCUUUUCUCUCCCACGUGGCAUCUAUCUCCCCCACCGCUACGCUGACCCGAACUUUUUCCCGUGUACCCCGACUACUCAUCUCCUCCCCCGUCCGACUAUACCCCUCUUCGCGUACCCUAUCCAUAGAUCCCCAACCUCUAUUCUCUACCAGAGGACUGCGUCUGACUCACCAAUGCUCGCACCCUUCGCGUUGCUCUCCCCGCUUGUCUCGCUGCCCCGAGAUAAUUCGCGUCCCGACGCUCUCCGACGUCUGUCUUCCCGCCUAUCGCCCCAUCUCUCUCCUCCGCCUGACUCUGCUCCCCUCGCUGUCUUCUCCCCAGAUAGCCUCUUUCCUCUCUCCCCUCUCUGUCUCUCCCCUUGCUCUGACUCUCGCCCUUCACGCUCUUCGCUCCCCACUCGCUCGUGCCCCAGCUGCCACCGCGUCUCUGCCCCCCGAACGCGUCGUCUCCUCGCCCACUAGCCGCUCUCUCCCCUCUCGCUCGGCCCCCAAGUCGCUCGCCGCGUCGUCUCCACGCUCUAUUCUCCUGCGGCCCUCCCGUCUCUCUCCCACACGUCUCCCGCUCUGCAAAUCCCCCAUUCUCGUGAGCGGCUCGUCACACCCCGUCCACUCUAUAUCCCCGCCAGAAGGUGCUCCCGCCUCUCUUCCGCCCCUCAUCCGCGGCCCCAGCAUACUCAUGUCCUCACCCACUCGCUCUGCUGCCCUACCAUCGACUUACUCGCGCCCCCGCGCUAUCUCCCAUUUCCUCAGCCGGUCGCUGCCUCUCUCCCCCCACCGGAUCUCUUCUUCCGAGACGGGCAUCGCUCCUUCGACGUCUCCCUACUCUCCCUCCUCCCGACUGCUCGCCUUCCAUCUCUUCUCCCCGCCGGGCUCUGCUCUCACCCCCCAACACCGCUUCUAUUCUUGUUGCCUGUCGUUUAUUGGUUUCUGUCAUGUUUUGAUUGCCUCUCCGGCUUUGACUCAGUUGGCGGGGGCUAAAAAUCCCGAGGACUCCGCUCGCUCCGUGUAA